Messenger RNA from Molossus molossus (Pallas's mastiff bat), 894 nucleotides. It is a transcript of the gene CEACAM19, whose product is annotated as CEA cell adhesion molecule 19. The record is from RefSeq and is a predicted model, not a curated record. The transcript has 8 exons. NCBI's taxonomy places the organism in Eukaryota, Metazoa, Chordata, Mammalia, Chiroptera, Molossidae. Bases 1 to 894 code for a protein of 297 amino acids.
AUGGACAGUCCCACGGGGACCCAGGGCCACUUCUCAAAGGGCCUCCUGCUCUCAGCCUCAGUCCUGGCCCUCUGGAUCCCCCAAGGCUCCUGGGCAGCCCUCCACAUCCAGAAGAUUCCAGAGAAGCCUCAAAAGAACCAGGAUCUCCUCCUCUCUGUCCAGGGCAUCCCAGACACCUUCCAAGACUUCAUCUGGUACCUGGGGAAGGAGACAGACGGUGGCACAAGGCUGUUCACCUACAUUCCUGAUAUACAGCGGCCCCAGAGAGACGGCAACGCCAUGCAGCAACGUGACAUCGUUGGCUUCCCCAACGGCUCCAUGCUGCUGCAUCACGCCCAGCCCGACGACAGCGGCACCUACCACGUGGAGGUCACCAUCAACCCUUCCUGGACCAUGCGGGCCAAGACUGAGGUCCAGGUGGCCGGAAAGCUUACGGAGCUGCCCGUCACACACCUGCCCAUGAGCACUGCGAUCGUGGCUGCCAUCCUCAUCGGAUCUCUUGCUGCCGGGUCCCUCCUCAUCGGCAGCAUUGCCUAUCUCCUGGUGACAAGAGGCUGGCGGAACCAGAGCCACAGAGCGUCUGCUCCAGGAGGCCAGGGGUCUUUGUCGGCCUUGUUCCCAGCUGUGUCCCAAGUAACUUCAACGGUACCCAGCUCAUGGAUGGCGACCACAGGGAAACCGGAGCUGGGCCCCAGUCAUAACACUGACGACGACAACAUCUAUGAGGUGAUGCCGUCUCCGGUGCUGGUGUCCCCCCUUGGAGGCACGGUGUCCGUGAACGCCAUGCCCCUGCCCCUGCCCCCACCCCUGGAGCCAGUGCCAGAGAACCACCACUACCAGGACCUGCUGAACCCCGACCCUGCCCCUUACUGCCAGCUGGUGCCAACCCCCUGA